AUGAAUGCCACAAGAGCUAAGAAUCAAACAAAUAAUUUAAUUGUUGGAGAACACUUUGAUAUCGAAGUCCCUGACACUGCUCAUCAGAUUAGCAGCGAUUCAUGGUUUCAGGUGGCGUUCGUUCUGACAACGGGUAUAAACAACGCUUAUGUGUUGGGGUUUUCAGGAACAGUAAUGGUUCCUUUAGGUUGGGUUGGUGGCGUGAUUGGUCUUAUACUUGCUUCUGCAAUCUCUCUCUAUGCAAAUAUUCUUGUAGCCAAGCUUCAUGAGUUUGGUGGCAAAAGACACAUUCGCUAUAGAGACCUUGCUGGAUUCAUUUACGGUAGGAAGGCUUAUUGUCUUACAUGGGGAUUGCAAUAUGUCAAUCUUUUCAUGAUUAAUUGUGGAUUCAUCAUCCUAGCUGGUUCUGCUUUAAAGGCUGUUUAUGUGCUUUUUAGGGAAGAUCAUACCAUGAAGCUACCUUACUUUAUAGCCAUUGCCGGUCUGGUAUGUGCGGUUUUCGCUAUUGGUGUUCCUCAUUUAUCGGCUCUAGGGGUCUGGCUUGGAGUUUCGACCAUCCUCAGUCUCAUCUACAUCAUUGUGGCAAUGGUCCUAUCAGUUAAAGAUGGAGUGAAAACAACACAUUCAAGAGAUUACGAGAUACAAGGAUCAUCAUUAAGCAAACUCUUUACCAUCACAGCUGCGGCAGCAAAUCUUGUUUUUGUAUUCAACACAGGGAUGCUUCCAGAGAUUCAGGCAACAGUGAAGCAACCUGUUGUGAAAAAUAUGAAGAAGGCUCUAUACUUCCAGUUCACGCUAGGUCUUUUACCAAUGUACGCAGUUAUGUUCAUUGGAUAUUGGGCUUACGGAUCCUCAACCUCAACCUAUCUGCUAAACAACGUUAGUGGCCCAGUAUGGGUCAAAGCCCUUGCUAACAUCUCAGCUUUCCUUCAGACCGUAAUUUGUUUGCACAUAUUUGCAAGUCCAUCAUAUGAGUAUAUGGACACAAAGUUUGGGAUCAAAGGAGGCACAUUUGUGUUAAAGAACUUGAUGUUUAGGAUCAUGGCUCGAGGAGGGUACUUAGCGGUUAGCACGCUUCUCUCGGCGCUUUUGCCGUUCUUAGGGGACUUCAUGAGCCUCACUGGUGCAGUGAGCACAAUACCUCUUACAUUCAUUCUAGCCAACCACAUGUACUACAAGGCUAUGAACAAUAAGCUUAAUAACAUGCAAAAGCUAUGGCAUUGGGUUAACGUUGUCUUAUUCAGUUUGAUGUCUGUCGCUGCCACCAUUGCAGCUCUCAGGCUCAUUGUCGUGGACUCGAAAAAUUUCCACGUUUUUGCAGAUUUGUAACUCAAUUCUUUAUAUAUAGUCAUUGUAUUCCUUACAUAAAAAC
Molecule: messenger RNA, 1372 nt
Organism: Eruca vesicaria subsp. sativa (arugula)
Lineage: Eukaryota; Viridiplantae; Streptophyta; Magnoliopsida; Brassicales; Brassicaceae
Source: the annotation of a GenBank genome assembly